Trematosphaeria pertusa is the source of this 1653-nucleotide messenger RNA. RefSeq names its product cysteine desulfurase. The record is from RefSeq and is a predicted model, not a curated record. The coding region runs from base 57 to 1439 and encodes 460 amino acids. NCBI's taxonomy places the organism in Eukaryota, Fungi, Ascomycota, Dothideomycetes, Pleosporales, Trematosphaeriaceae. The transcript is spliced from 5 exons. Gene Ontology annotation, molecular function: oxidoreductase activity; FAD binding.
GUUCUGUUCGGAGAUUUUAACGGCCUCCGCGGACGUCGUCAGAACAGUCAAACAUCAUGGAUUCCAUUCGCGCAGUCCUCUCCCCGGACGAGAUCAUCGAGCCCUCAUCGCCCGACUACGCGAAGGAAAGCCAAGUAUGGUCUGCGCACAAGGAUCUGCAUCCACAGCUCGUCGCUCGCCCUCAAACCGUCGAAUCGCUCUCCAAGCUGCUCAAGACGCUCAAUGACACCGAAAUCGAUUUCAACAUACGCUGCGGCGGCUGCGGAUCUGCUUCCUCGCGAGGCGUCUUGAUCAGCAUGUCCGCUUUUGACGGCUUUGAGUUCAACAAAGAGGAGGAGUAUGUUGUUGUCGGCGCAGGCCAGUUGUGGCGCCAUGUUGAUGCGAAGGUGGAAGAAUUUGCGCCGGGGUACUCUGUCGUUGGUGCGCGCUGCACAUACGUUGGCGUCGGCGGCGGCACUCUUCAAGGCGGCGUGUCGUGGAUGUCAUCCGAGCUGGGAUUAUCGAGCGAUCCUCAAAAUAUGCUGGAUGCGCAAGUAGUACUUAUGGACGGCUCGGUCCUAUGGGCGUCUAGCGAUUCCGAGCUACUCUGGGCGCUGCGCGGCGGAGGCGGACGUUUCGGCGUCGUGACGGCGUUCAAACUACGUGCGCACAAGUAUCCCCAAAAGGUCUACAGCGGGAUGAUCUUGUACCCGCGAGAAGCGCUGGACGAGCUGGCGAAGAAAGUGCCAAAGUUUGCGGCAGAAAACACUGAUCCGAAAGUCGCCAUGCACUUUUACUGUCUAGACAUGACCAAUGGGGCUUUUGUGGGUAAGCCGAGUGUGCCUGGUUUGGGGUUGCUGGUGUAUGAUGCCCAUGGAGAGGAGCAUGGCCGGAACGAGGCGUUCAAGUGGGCGCUGGAAAUUCCUGGGGCGACGGAUACUACGGCCGGGAUGAGCUACCGCCAGGUGAAUCAGCUGAAUGACAUGCUUGAGGCGGUCAGAGGCCAGACAAACCAGAUGAUGACGGCAGUAGUGAUCCCGACCGUUACCGAAGAUCUAAUCAGGCGGACUUGGAAAUGGUUUGACGAGACGCUUCUCCUGGAGCCAAAGCUGAAUGCGGGUACUUUCGUGCUCAUCGAAAUCAUGCAAAAGGAAGCCUUCCAGACCGUCGGCUCCCGCACGGCGACCGGCUGGCCUCGCCCGAAAGGCCGCCACAUCCUCCAACUCGGGACGGGCGCACUCAACGGCUGCACACCAGAAGUGCACAGUCUAGCAGUUGAAAGGCUCGCUGCCGGAGCACACGAGAUCUGCGACAAGUACUCGGGUGGCGACUGUCUUCCGCGAGAUUUCGAGGAGUUCCACGACCCGGUCGAGAUGUUCGGAGAGAACGUGGAGAAGCUGCGAGAGGUUAAGAAGCGCGUGGAUCCGAAGAAUAGGCUAAGAGGAGCCUAUGAGCUAUAGGAAGUUACGAACGCAAGAGAGAGUAAGAAGUUAGAAGUCGCAACGCUCAGUCUGAAGCCCUUCACUGGUUAUUUUAAAAGCCCCAUUCUCCAUUGACAGAGCUGACGGUCUUCGGCGCCCCAUCCAGCGAACUGCGGACAGAGUAGUGUGUGUAGAUGACUAAUCAGGGCCCAAGAAGAUAUCUGGUUUGUGUUGAUAGGGUCAUUCGACUUCA